Molecule: messenger RNA, 7125 nt
Organism: Xyrichtys novacula (pearly razorfish)
Lineage: Eukaryota; Metazoa; Chordata; Actinopteri; Labriformes; Labridae
Source: the annotation of a GenBank genome assembly
AUGGCCCUGGUUGGUUUCCAGGUGGGGGUGCCUCACAGACAGGAGCUAAAAUUGGCUUUUUUUGGGUCAGAAUAAAUUGUAGUGUUGCAUAAAAGGCCAGCACAUUAUUAUUUGUUAAUUUUAAAUAUGAAUCAUGCAUGCAAAUCCUCCUCUAAUGAGUCAAAGAAAUAAGAGAUAGACAUUAGCAUAACAGAAGCAUUUGAUUGCUUUGGUGAAAGAAAAUUGUAUUUCUGCGAUUUAUUUAAAAGAAAAAACAUAAUUUGGUAAAAACUGAGCCAAAAUAAGACAAUAUUAUCUUUGGCGAGUGUGAAUUUCAGGUUUGAAGAAAAUAACUGUUAUUAUUCAGUCUGAGAAAAUAUAUCUACUACUGUUUUUCAAAUAUUUGAUAAAAGUCCUUUGUCAUUCAUUUUUGCUGCUGUGAAGCUGAACAAAAUAUCCUCUUUUUUCACCAAAAGUGAAACAGUCAAUUAAAUGCUGAUAGGUGGCCAAUAGUACCAAGCUGGUAGGAGUUUUUAUCACACCUCAUAUAACCCUACAGAAAGACCUGAUAAAAAGCUGGGCUUUAACCUCACUGGUGCAUGUUGGUCUGGGGCAAAAAGGGGACACGCCAAAUUUGUCAUUUUUACCCCUGCUCUCUGGAAUAAUUCUCCAUCUAAUUUUCUUUCCAGUCCAGCAGAUUUAAUGUAAAAUCUAAUCAUCAAUGUCUGUUUUAUUUCAUGGGUUACGGCUGCUGCUGAAGAAAGAGGGGGAAGGGGAGGAAGCCUGUUCCUGACAUACAUGUGAACUAGCUUAUCGGUGUGCUUAGGGGAACAGAACAGCAAGGUUGCAAGCUCAAAUGUAGGAAGAAAAAGGAGGCUUGUUAUUUAAGAGGUCUUACCCUGAAUGUACAGUGUUAUAGGUUAGUCCUCCCAGGGGGGCUUGGUCAGCAGGAACUCCACACCAUUUCUCCUUAACUCACUUAAAGAUUAAUGUCAAAUCAUGCCAGUGAGUGUAUGCCAGGAACCCUCAGGUGACUGAGCCAGAGGCUGCAUCUGUGCUGUUAAUGCCUGCAUGCACGUGUGCCUUUGUGUUAACUGUAUAUAUGUGCAGAAAACAUGCACUGACUGAAACGCAAGGAUUUAUUGUUUCUGUAAGAAGGACAAAAUAACAUUCGACCUUACUGGAAAGGACAUGACCAAGUAUUUGUUGUAUGUCAAUACAGCUCUGUAGAGGAAAAAAAAAAGAAGAAAUGUUAAAUUAAGAUACAUUUUUUAACAUUUCUUCUUUUACUUUUCACAAAAAAUAGCUGCUAAAACCUGCUGGUCAUCAUAUGUAUAUAUUAAAAAGUAGAAAAAGACUUAAUUAAAGGCCAAGUUUUGGGUAAGAUCAAAAAUAAUGGCUAAGUCUAGGCAUCUUUAGGGGAAUUUUAAAGGCACAGAUGAGGGAAAUAUUAAGGCUAAGUUAAAACUUAAUUUGUGGACUACUUAAGGUGUAAUUAAGGAGUCAAAUAAAGGCUUGGUAUCCACUUCAUUUUUGGUGUAAUAAAGGUUUUGUUAAGGCAUAGUAAAGAUUGUAGAAAGAAAUCUUCAAUUGUGUAAUAAAAGCUCAGUAAGGUGGUUUUAGGGCUUAUUUAAGACUCAGUUAAGAGCUUAGUACAGGCUCAGUUCAGGCAUAGUUAAGAGUUCUUUUUUUUAAGGUUAAGGCUUUAUUAAGGUUGUAUUUAGGGCUAAGUUUAAGCUAAGGAUGCUCUCAAGGUCUCAUUAAGAUACUAACAAAAGCUUAGCCAAAGGUAUGAUAAAUGUUUCUUUAAGGCUUUGAAAAGGGCCAUUUUAAGGCUUGCAAUUAGUGUUAAGUUCAGCUAAGUUCAGGCUUAUUUAAGGGGGAAAAGAUGAGUUAAGAUUGUAAUAAUUGUUUUGUUGAGGAUUAUAUGAGGUACUAAUAAAAGCUUAGUUAAGGAUGUAAUAAAUGCUUACAUUACACUUGGUUACAGACGAUUUACGCUUGAAUAUCAGGUUGUUCCCAGAAAUAUGAACUCCAAAAAAAGUCCCACAGUCAUGUUGCAGUUAAAUAUUUAUCACAUGUAUCCACAUCUUGAUUUUAAUGACUGUGAAUCAAGUGACUGACAGUGUAACUAUAUACAGUAAUUAUGCACACAGCCGGCAUUAUUAUUAUGCACAGUCAUGUUCAUGUUUGAUUAAAGGUUUGUUUACAGGCUGAGCCGGGGUUUCGCUGAAUGCUAAUUGGGAGACUUAAAGGGGAAUGUGGGUUAUUAUUUAAGAUGACAGCUUUGCGUAUUCGUGUACACAGUAUGUUUGCACUUCUCUUUUUGCAAUAAAGGAUCUAACAUGGCUGUUGACGAAGCACUCUGGAUGUUAAAAAGAGCUUUACGCAUGAGCCAGGAGAGUCAAUAAUGAUAAAUUAAAAAUGUCAACAAAAAUAAAAAAAAGACUGGACCGACAUGAUGGGUUUUAGGAUUGUGCGUCCAACCUUAUUUGACAAGAAGUAACAUCAAUAUUUAUGGUAGAGUUCACUGACAAUGUGGUGGACACAGGCGACAGGAUUAUUCUCAAUCCGUCAUUCCUCAUUAACAGAUUGUGCUGGCACUGAGUGCACAGACACCUGGCAGCAGCCCAGCUGUUGACUCUGCGUUGAUGGAUGUGGCAGCCAUGACGAGGGGUAACCAGCUUGCCGCAGCUAUCACUAUCACAGCGUAACAUAUCAAAGCUUCUCUGGAUGGUCAGAACAGACUCAGACACCAAUGAAAAAUGUGCUUUGUCUGGGACAUGAUUCUGCGCCAGCACUAAGCAAGGCAAUCAUAUUGCAGGUAUAUCACACAAUUUAUAACAGGAUUCGACGUCAUUUCAGGGCAACAUUUUGCUGCUGUUGUAUUUAACAUCAAAACUCGAAGUUUAUAUUUGUAUAAAGAGAAUACAACUUUUUAUCCUCCUUAAACUCUAAGCAGUUUCUUAAGUUUUGGGAAAACUUAAAGCAUCAAAGACCUUCUUCACUCGCUCCAAAAUACUCAAAAUAGAACUUAUGAAAGUAGUCCCAAGGUAAACUUCAAAGAAGCGCAGGAACUCAAAGGAUUUAAUUUAGGGGAACAACUUUUGUCAGUGGCUCCACCGUGAAUCAUGUAUUUCCCAGAUCAUUCAGAGCAGAGAACAAUCCAUUUUUCUUUCUGCAUUCACUUUGUGUCUGCAUUCAGAAAAUGUUUCCAGGUCAUCAGAUGUAGAAAAUGAUGCCAUGAUUCAUAAAUAAAGAUCAAAUCAAUAACCUGUGGCUAAUUAUUAGCAUGAUUGUGGAGGAAAAUCCCAUUUCUUUGUUUUGUUUUGUUGGUUAUUACAUUUCCAUUGGUCCCAAACAUCAGAAGUAAUAUUUGAUAAUGUGAUUCUCCAAAUUAUGUUUGUCUCUAAUGGCAAAUUGCCAGUGUUAAAAAAACCAGUAAACAAUAUUAAAACUGUGACAUUCUUAGAAAAAGAAUGAAAAAGUUAUCAGGAACAUAGAGAAUAAUUGUGCUUUCAUUUACAAACUGUUUAUCCUGACCAUUAUCGGUAGAGAUUGAAAGUUUAUUAAGAAAACAUUGCAGAAAAUCAUUUAGCAACUCAACAUCUCAGACCAAUGCUCAUGCCCAGGAUUUGAUAUGUGACAAAGCUUAAACACGAUCAAAAGGGUUAAUUAAAUUCUUUUUAUGACCUAGAAAAUUACACAUGAAUACAUGACAGAGUAGUUUUUUGUUACAAGGCAACAUGAUGUUCCAAACUAAAUACAAAGAAAAGAAGACCGUGACUAUCAGAUAGACCUUUGCGCACUCAAAAUAGAGUCCAUAUAGUCCUCAAAAUGGAAAUUUAAUAUUAAAAUGUGUAUUUAUACAAAUUCAAAUUCAACAGUGUUUUGCAAUAUCUAUGAAUAAUACAGUGAGUCAGUCCACACUUUCUAAAGGGACAUGGUGUACAGCUCAGUUUGCACAUGCCCACUAUUGAAAAAAAUGGCACUUGAGUAGGGAGGGUCACUCCAUCAGUCCCUUUGUCUGCUCCACAGUUAUUUCCAUACCAGUGACACAUUUGUGAUGGAAGCUUCAGGGGCUAUUUAAGUUUUAAUAAUAAUAAUAAUAGUAAUAAUAAUAAUAAUAAUAAUAAUAAUAAUAAUGAUAAUAAUUGUUGUUAUUAUUAUUAUUAUUAUUAUUAUUAUUAUUAUUAUUGUUAUUAUUGUUAUUAUUAUUAUUAUUAUCAUUGUGAUUAUUAUUAUUAUUAUUGUUAUUAUUAUUAUUAUUACCCAGGUUAGAUUCUAGGAUGCAUGCACCUUAAAGCAAACACACAAACCCUGGGGUUCCAGUAAAGGAAGGCCUAAAACAAACAUAGAUCUGGUUUAUUUUCAUUUUUUCCCAGGGUUACUGUAUAACUUAGUAUAUAUAAUUAUUUUAUGAUUAGUAAUAUGAUCCUGAACACCGUAUGUGGAAAAUGAGCCCUCUCUCUCUCUCCCCCAUGCUAAAAAUCGUUUAAUCCAUGGUCACAAUCAAAACUGCCAAGAGAUGCUGGAACAUCAUGUUACCUCCAAUAAUAAAAAUAAAUUAAUAAAAAAAUAUAUGAAAUAUACACGUUUCCUCUUUAAGGAGUUGCAUUUGAUCGGUCACUAAGGCUACGUUCACACCGCGGGUUAUGAUGCACAAUUCAGAUUUUUUGUUAAAUCCGAUCUUUUAGUGCGGUCGUUCACAUUACAACAACAAAUGCGGCCUCUAAUGUGAACGGAAUGCAUCCGUGAAGUGACCUGCAUGCGCACAAAGCACAAAUUGCGUUCGUGUUGUCAAAAAAAUGGUGACGUUUGUCGCAUAUUGAUGACGUAUAAGUCGGAUGAACGCAACCUGACCGUCCACACUGCAGUCACAUCGGAUACAUAUCCGAUUUAUAUCCACAUACAAAAGAGACCUGGGUCGGAUUUGAGAAAAUCAGAAUUGCACUGUUCACACUUACAUGAAAGAAUCAGAUAUGUGUCACAUAUGGUUAAAAAAUCGGAACUGACCUGCAGUGUGAACAUAGUCUUACUCUGGUUCUUUCAGGAAGUUGAAGUACUAUGUUUUUGUCUUUGAACUACAUUUCCCAAACGACAGAGACUCAUUUCCCAUAAGCCUUUGCGUCGCUCCGCCGCUUACAGUUACAAGAAGGUCGCGCACAACUCCAGUUCACAGAGACAGGAAGAAGAAAAACAGACAGAAAUCAUGCUCGGACAAGCUGUAAGGCGAUUCACGACGUCUGCUGUGCGUUCUUCACACUAUGCUGAGGGACCCGGAAAGGUGAGACCCUCUCUUAAAAGCAGAAUUAUGGAUCUAGAUGAAUUAGUUUGGAUGCGGCCUUGUCUUAGCUGUAGCCUGACGCUAGCUAACGCUACUUGGAGGUCACGUCCGUCAUUUGACAAGAGUGUAACUAUAAUGCUGCUAAGGUGGAGAUACGUGCUAAAAAUAUGUCAUGAUAAACGUUUUAUGAUAUCAUAUUAAGGACAUACUCGUAUCUACAAGUAUUGUCCCGCUAAUAGUCUGAAAUGACGAAGUGUUGAUUAGCCCCGUGGCUAAGCUAACAACCGGUUAACAUUGAAGUGCUGAUAUAUGAGGAAGCGACCAAACAAAACAAAAACAGGACAGAGAAACCUGAUUAUCACGGUGACAUUUUCUGUGCUGAAGCUUAUCUCCAGAAGAAAGUAGUAAAGUUGCUUACGUGAAUGAUAUAGAUUUAUAAACUAUUUGUCCUUCAAUUUGUGUCUAAAUAGCUUUAGAUUAAGGUCACACACAGAGGCGCUGUGCUUUGGGGAUCACUAUAAGUUCACCAGCAGCUUCACCUGUUGCCAGAAGGAAAAAAGCUUUACUAUUGUCCUUAACCGCCUAUUUUCUUUUUUACUCUCCUGUACUUGAUUCUAAAAUAUAGUACACUACAAUGGAUGCAGUCUAAAUAUUCCUGACAUUGUCGACAUGUUAAUAUGGAGUUUUGUCCAACACACUAUAACAAAAAAGCAGUGAUAGUGUACCUAUAUUAAGGUGAGCAACAGUUAAAUAGAAUGUAUGAUUUAGACCAAAACCCAUAACCUCUGGGAACAAACUACAGUUUAGGAUUACAUUUGUACAGUGUAUAAGAAGUUGAGGGGAAAUGUAAAGUAUUUACAUCACAUUUACAAACAUUUUACUUUUAACCUCCAGCUAAAUCUUGGUUACAGGAUUAAACUAGAAUACUGUUCUUGUGCCAGUAAACAAGUAAGAGGCAGGCAAGGCCAUUUUAUUGACGUUUGCCUGCCUCCACUAAAGAAGGUGGCGACAUGCCCCCCUUACAGUUAGUUAUCAUUAGGCUGUCUCCAAGUUGGCCUACCACAGACAGUCUAAAAGCUUGUUUUUUAUUUCCCUAUUUCUUCUAGUUUGAUCCCAAAUAACUUCAAAACAUAAAGAAAUUCAACAUAGUGCAAAUCUAGUUGGACUAGUUUGUUAAGAAAUAUCUUCAAGUCCAGUUUCAGUCAAAAUAACCCUGUAAAUCGUUUUAUUAUGUCAUAUAAAUGUACUGUAUUUCCUCCUCAUUAGGCUGUCUUCAAGUUGACCAACCACAGACAGUUUAAAAGCUUGUUUUUUUAUUUCCCUAUUUCUUCUAGUUUGAUCCCAAAUUUCUUCAAGACUUGUAGAAAGUCAACAUGGUGCAAAUCCAGUUUGACUAGUCUGUUAAUACAUAACUCAAAGCCCAGUUUCAGUCAGAAGAACACUGUAAAUCGUUUUAUUAUGUCAUAAAUGUACUGUAUUUCCUCCUCGUUUAAUUUUAUAAGUAUUUUCUGAACUUUAAAUGGAGUUUGUCCUUUUUAACAGGGUCAUCCAUAUAUGACACUUUAUGCAAUAUAUAUAUUUAUGGAUCAUUAAUUUCAGUGCUCAGGCAUCAAUUAAUUAGUGCUGAUAAAAGGUCACUGUCACCCUUUAGGAACAAAUUUGUAAAAGAAUCAAAUGCGUAUGUUAUGACUUUCAUGAAUCAUAAUUUUCUCUGUUCCAAAACAUUUUUUGUCUUUGUGCAGAAUUUGCCCUUCUCUGUGGACAAUAAGUGGCGUCUGCUGGGCAUGAUGGUGGUGUUCUUUGGCAGUGGCUUUGCAUUCCCCUUCAUCGUUGUCAGACAUCAGAUCCUGAAGAAGUAA